GAGAUUUGCUUUUAGGUGUUGUUCCAAUACUUAGAUGCUAAAAAAAUGGUGCAAACAGCAUUCGUUGACAUCUUGAGGUAAUGUUAAUUGAAUUCACAAAGCUUAGAUGUGAUAGUUUGAGAUGCUAUUGACAAUGAUUACUGUGAGAUUCUUUGUAACUUGUCUAUUGUGAAAGGAGGCUUCAAAACAUGUUAUCACAUGGUAUAUAUGCAGCUUGUAUUUGUAAUGUUGAUUGAAAUUUGAGUGAGAUAAUACCUUUUUGAUAUUGAAUGGAUUUUCUUACUUCACUGAUUCUCUUGCUAGGAUGCUUCUGAUGCACAAUGGAGGAACUUUCGGGGGAACUUACCAAUUCUUACAUUGGUUUUCGUAGUAUUUACUGUAGUAGCUACUGUAUUUAGAUCAUAUGGUCUAAAAGCAAAGGGGAUGUCCAUUAUCUGGCUUUUCAUUUCAAUGGCUUACUUAUCAUAUCUCCAUGGUGCCUGCAUCGUGUAUGUCUUGUUGAUUGCUUCAACCAAUUAUUUUAUAGUAAAGAUAUGCGGAAGGACAAAAUAUGCUUUUGUGUUGUGGAUAUAUAAUCUCUCCUUUCUUGUAUGUAACCGAGUGUAUGAGGGAUAUCCAUUCUCCACUUUUGGGCAACGUUGGGCUUACUUGGACAAUUACCGAGGAACUGUAAGGUGGCAUAUCUGCUUUAAUUUUGUGGUCCUGCGAAUGCUUAGUUUUGGAUAUGACUACCACUGGGCAGAAAAAAGCAAGCACUUUGACGAAGAGAAGCACCUCCAGCGAUGUGAAAAUUGUUCCUCAGGAAGAACAUGCUAUCUGCUUUUACAGGAGAGAACCUUGCAGGAUGACAAGUUCUCUAUUACUACCUACUUGUGUUAUUUGUUUUAUGCUCCCCUCUACAUCGCUGGUCCUAUCAUUAGUUUCAAUGCAUUUGCUUCCCAGUUGGACGCUCCCCGGAAGACUUAUCUACCACAUGAUGUAAUUUAUUAUGGAUUUCGUUGGGCAUUCAGCUUGUUUCUUAUGGAACUAAUGACACAUUUCUUUUACUUCAAUGCCUUUGCAGUUAGUGGCAUGUGGAAAUAUUUAUCUCCAAUGGAUGUCUUCAUCAUCGGGUACGGAGUAUUAAAUUUCAUGUGGCUCAAGUUUUUCCUGAUCUGGCGUUUUUUUCGACUCUGGUCACUGGUAAAUGGUAUCGAGCCACCUGAGAAUAUGCCAAGGUGUAUCAAUAAUUGCUACAAUCUAGAAACAUUUUGGAAAAACUGGCAUGCUUCCUUCAACAAAUGGCUCGUCAGAUACGUGUAUAUUCCUCUUGGGGGUUCUGGUAGAAAGUUGCUAAAUGUAUGGGUGAUCUUCACAUUUGUUGCUAUCUGGCAUGAUCUGGAGUGGAAGCUUCUUUCAUGGGCUUGGCUGACAUGCUUAUUCUUCAUACCUGAAAUGGUUGUAAAAUCAACAGCAAAUGCUUUCAAGGUGGAAAGUGCUGUUGGCAAGCUCUUAUACUACGAACUCAAUGCUGUUGCUGGUGCUGUCACCAUCACUUGUCUUAUGGUGGCCAAUCUUGUUGGUUUUGUGAUAGGACCAUCAGGGAUCAACUGGUUAACAUCUGUCUUCCUUAAAAGAGAAGGGCUACCGGUUUUACUUGGCAUGUUUGUGACAUUUUAUGUUGGGACUAAGCUCAUGUUACACAUCUCUGAUUCCAAGAAAAGGAGACUGCAAAAGUAGAUUAUGGAAUAGAGUACACUAACUGCAUACUGCAGACGCAGUUUCUCCUGGGUGUGCUUAACAAACUCUUACAACUGCCCGUAGAUAUCGCCUCUACAAGACCUCACAUUGCUUGAACUCUUCGCUUAAGACUUGAACCACGAAAAUAACAAGUUCUUAGCAAACUGAAACUCUCAAUGAGAAGAAGUGAUCUUCUAAGUCUCUCUCUUUAUAAACUGAACUCUCUUUU
Messenger RNA from Cuscuta campestris, 1948 nucleotides. The record is from the annotation of a GenBank genome assembly. Lineage: Eukaryota; Viridiplantae; Streptophyta; Magnoliopsida; Solanales; Convolvulaceae.